GAGGCUUUGGCAGACAGAGGGAAACCUACGGAAGAGGAUGAACAAACUGCAGAGACUGCUUCAGAACAAGAUCCUGAUUCUGACAAUAUGUGCUGCUGGGAUUGGAGGCACUUUCCAGUAUGGUUACAACAUCUCCAUCAUCAAUGCUCCAGCCUCAUACAUCCAGAUGUUCAUGAACACAACCUGGCUGGAGCGCACGGGUGUUCCCCUGGAGAGCAAYGUGAUCCUGCUGCUGUGGUCCUUCACUGUCUCUGCCUACCCUCUGGGGGGMCUCACUGGGGCUGUGGUUGCUGGUCCCAUGGCCAUCAUGUUGGGAAGGAAGACGUCGCUGCUGCUGAACAACAUCUUUGUGAUCAUAGCUGCAACCUUGUCAGGAUUCAGCCGAAUGGCCAAAUCCUUUGAAAUGAUUAUGCUCAGCAGAUUUUUUACUGGCAUGAAUGCAGGUGUGAGCAUGAACAUUCAGCCCAUGUAUCUGGCAGAGAGUGCCCCCAAGAAGCUCAGAGGAGCUGUGGCCCUGACCUCUGCAUCMUUUACAGCCUUGGGACUGGUGCUGGGCCAGGUUGUUGGACUYAGGGAGCUCCUAGGAGGGGAGGAGAACUGGCCAUUCCUUUUAGCAAGCAAUGUGGUUCCUGCCCUGAUCCAGCUCACAGCUCUGCCUUGGUUCCCUGAAAGUCCCAGAUAUCUCUUGAUUGACCGUGGAGACAAAGAAUCCUGCACCUCUGCACUGCAGAAGCUCAGGGGCACCAGUGACCUGAGUGCAGAGCUGGAAGAGAUGCUGGCAGAACAGGCUGCUGUUAAAGGCCAGAGAGCRAAGAACCCGUGGGAGCUUUUCCAAAAUCCAGCUCUGAGGUGGCAGCUGGUGAGCAUCGUUGUGCUGAGCAGUGCCAUGCAGCUCUGUGGCAAUGACUCGAUGUAUUUUUAUGCAGCUUAUGUGUUCCAAGAGGCUGGAAUUCCUCAGGACAAAAUCCCCUAUGUUGUAAUCGGCACGGGAAGCUGUGAACUGAUCACAUCUGUCACUUGUAACAUGAUUAUAGACUACGCUGGUCGGAGGCCACUGCUSCUGGGGGGAUAUAUCUUCAUGGCAGGAUGGGCCAUUGUCUUCAUGGUCGCUCUGAGCCAGCAGACUCAGAUUAGCUGGAUGCCUUAUCUCAGCAUGGCCUGCAUUUUCGCCUAUAUCCUGAGCUUUGGAAUCGGACCAGCUGGUGUAACAGGAGUUCUGCCCACAGAGGUUUUUGAUCAAAUGUCCCGACCAGCUGCUUACAUGAUCUGUGGCUCCCUGCUCUGGUUCAACCUGUUUCUGGUUGGAACAGCCUUUCCAUUCAUUGUGAAAAGUCUAGCACAUUUCUGCUACAUCCCAUUCCUUGUGGUCUGUGUCUGCACUGCCCUCUACGUUUGGUUUUUCCUUCCUGAGACAAAGGGAAAGUCCUUCCUGGAAAUCUCGGAGGAGUUCAGGAAACGGAACUUCAGAACCAAGACCCGUGCAGGUUUUUAUAAAGGCCCUGAGGAGAUCAAAACCACCACAUUGUAGCAGAAGAAAGGAAGAUGGUAUUUGGGGGAAUUCUGCAGUGAAUUCAGCAGAGGCUAUGUGCCCUUGUAGGGACACAAAGAGAUAAGUAUGGUUAGGGGCAAUAUAUUACUCUUAGAUUCUUGAGUUCACCAUGAAAACAUACACUUGAACUGAUAAAUCCAAACARAAGUUUAAUAAUCUGUUCUCAGUUUUUAGUAUUGUGUAACAUAUUCAUAUUUUAGUAUCCAUUUCAAAGAGUAUCAGUGCUGCCUUAUUCUCUUAUCAUCAUACAACACCAUGUAAUACUUUAGAAAAUUUCUUCAGAAUUUCUCCAAACAGUAACUUCCAUCUCAGAAGUCCUUUUUUCCUUGCCUCUGAAUCUGGGCUUUCUAACACAGAAAUUAAUGCGAUUAAAUUCUGUUUUCAGACACCAGAUGAAAUUUUCAGUACCUUGUCUUGGUGCUCCCAUGGUUUUUGUUAUUAAGUGAUUUCAAAUAGACCCCUACUUGUUGAGCAAUAGUGAGCAGUUAAUUAUUUUCAGCUAUAAAAACAUGUGACAGAUGGAUUAAAAAGAAAGCUUCUGGUACUUGCUAAGUGGCUUAUUAUACAACAGAUUUUGGGCAUUGUUUUGCAGACUAUUUAUCCUGGACUGGUUUUCUUCAUGGUUUGUUUGUAGUCUUCCAGUCCUAUGUUGCAAAGCACAUGUGAUUCCCCAGUCCAGUUUGUACUGCUCUGCUGCAUGUUGUAGGGUUUUGCACCUAUGCUCUGCUAAGGUUGUGUGCAGUGAGGAGCUUGUAUGGAA
Malurus melanocephalus (red-backed fairy wren) is the source of this 2309-nucleotide messenger RNA. RefSeq names its product solute carrier family 2 member 11 (gene SLC2A11). The record is from RefSeq and is a predicted model, not a curated record. Gene Ontology annotation, biological process: monosaccharide transmembrane transport. Lineage: Eukaryota; Metazoa; Chordata; Aves; Passeriformes; Maluridae. The transcript is spliced from 12 exons. Gene Ontology annotation, cellular component: membrane. Gene Ontology annotation, molecular function: hexose transmembrane transporter activity. Bases 38 to 1528 code for a protein of 496 amino acids.